AUGGAGGGCCUCAACAAUGGCGACACCGCAUGGAUGGCCAUGUCCUGUGCGCUGGUUCUCUUCAUGACACCCGGGCUAGCCUUCUUCUAUGGAGGUUUAGUCCGCGACAGCAACAUCGUGAACACCAUGAUGAUGUUGCUCGGCAUGUUUGCCGACAGCCAAGAAGCAACAGCAGCCCAACGCUUGAGAAAGAUCUGCGAACAGUCCAUCAUCUCGAUGGGACUCACGACCAUCACGUGGCUGGUGUUAGGCUUCAGCUGGUCCUUCGACGAGUGGGGUGCAGGCAAGGGCUUCACGUACGUCGGCUUCCGUCAUCUGGACAAGGUCUGGCCCGACACCACCAUGCCAGGCCUAGGAGUUCUGGGCAAGCUUAACCUUCGCCGUCUUCCAGAUGACCUUCGCUACUCGGUUGGAUACGGGCAUCAGGAGGCCAUCAUUGCUGCGGCGAUCAUUUCGGGCGCUGUGGUGGAGCGCAUUCGGUUUUCGGCGUAUGCCAUUUUCAUCGUCGUCUGGGUCCUUGCGGUGUACGUGCCCCUGUGCCACUGGAUCUGGGGCGGCGGCUGGAUCGCCGAGAUGGGCGCCAAGGACUUUGCUGGCGGCACAGUGGUCCACAUCAGCUCGGGUACUUCAGCCUUUGCGCUCGCGUCGCUUCUGGGUGAGCGCAAGCACCGAGCGGAGUCCUUUCCCAGCAACCUGCCCUUCGUCAUUUUGGGCGGCGGCAUCCUGUGGCUUGGAUGGACCGGCUUCAACGGCGGAUCCGCCUUCGCCGCCAACGGAGACUGCGCCUUGGCUGUGGCAACCACGUACAUCGCGGCGGCUGCGGCCAUGAUCACUUGGAUCACGGUGGAGCGCAUCCUGGACGGGGCCCCCACGUCCGUCGGUGCCAUGUCCGGCGCGGUGGCGGGACUUGUGAACAUCACCCCGUGCGCCGGCUUCGUGGAGCCUCUGGGUGCUCUGGGGGUUGGGGCUAUUGGUGCCCUGUGCUGCAUCUUCGCCGCUCGUGGGCUGAAGAGGCUGAACCUCGUGGACGACUCGCUGGACUGCUUCAGCCUCCACGGAGUCGGAGGCUUUGCGGGCGCCAUCCUUGGCGGCUUCUUCGAUUCUGGGGAUGGCUUGAUCUACGGCAACGAUGGAAUGCUGCUGGUGAAGAACCUCGCCGGCGCCGCUUUCGGCGUUGUCUACUCCGCAGCCAUCACGGCGGUGAUCUUCUUCCUCAUGCGCCUCGUGAUGCGCAUGAGGGUCAGCGAGGAGCAGGAGCUGGAAGGUGUGGAUCUCCACUGCCACUCCGAGGUUGCCUACGGCAAGAACGAGAACUCGGGCAAGCCCAACGCUUUCGGCGAGCACUCCCAGCGCUUCAAGCCCGAGGAGGCCCCGACGCUUCUGACAAGUGCCCCAGCCGCGGCUGCCACAGAGAAGCCCACUGCCACGGAGGUCUGA
Symbiodinium natans is the source of this 1437-nucleotide messenger RNA. Lineage: Eukaryota; Dinophyceae; Suessiales; Symbiodiniaceae. The record is from the annotation of a GenBank genome assembly.